This is a messenger RNA of Volvox carteri f. nagariensis, 6348 nucleotides long. RefSeq lists its product as uncharacterized. Bases 1 to 6348 code for a protein of 2115 amino acids. The record is from RefSeq and is a predicted model, not a curated record. The transcript has 38 exons. Lineage: Eukaryota; Viridiplantae; Chlorophyta; Chlorophyceae; Chlamydomonadales; Volvocaceae. Gene Ontology annotation, molecular function: metal ion binding; ATP-dependent chromatin remodeler activity; ATP binding.
AUGCUUCAAAACUGCAUCGAUUCAGACAUGAAACAGGCUGGACAGGGCGACAAUGGAAGGGUGCUCCCUCGUCGCAGGUCAGGAGGUCUGGUCGAGGCGGCCGUAAAUCUCUAUAUGGAGAACCCAAACUCUGGUAGGGCGUCGGUGGAUGCUGGAGGCAGUGCAGGCGCAGCAGCCGGCAGCGCCAACGCUGCGGCAGGUGCUAGAGGUAGCGGCUCGGGACACAAACGAGCUGCGGGUCGCGAAGGCCGCACAACAGCACAACAUGGUCCCGAGGUUAUUGUCCUCGCUGAGAGCGACGGCGAGGGACAGGAGCCUCAAAGGGGAUGUAGGCGCAUCACGUUGGGUGGUGGGGCCCACAGCACCGGGCACAAUGGAAAUCCUAUGAUUGGCAUUAGAGCACCUGUUGUUGGAGCUUCCGCCGCGGCCGGUGGCAGUGCAGAAGUGGCCCGUGCAGCCGGUGGUUCAGGUGCCGCGCCUGGAGCUCGGAAUUCAAGCGUAGGCCCUACAACCUCGGCAGGCAACGGGGCUGGCCACGCGGUGGCGGGCGGCUCGCAGCCAGCACAGGGCAACCCUGUUGGAAAUGGCGGAGCAGCCCUGAACCCAAGGUCCUCGCAAAUCCGGCUUAUGCCUGUGCCCUCCAAGCCGAAGAUAUCUGCCGGCGGCAGCAAUGCCAGCGACAACCAAGGGACUCCGAACGGUUUGCCGCCACUGCCGCCAACGGCGACGGCGGCUCCAUCACAACAGCACCAGCAGCAGGAGGGGCCACAGCGGGUGUCGCGAGUUCCUGCACAAGCUGCAGGUGCAACUUUGACUGGCACGGUGUCUAUAGGCGCAGGAGGAUCGAAUGCGGCCGGGGCGGCUGCAGCAGGGGCAGGGCCAUCUGGUGCGGCAGCUGGCGCGCCUGCUGGUGGGUCGGCGGCUGCUGGGGCGGCCGGCACAGCGACGGCGGCUGGAGGGGCCGCGAUGGGCAGGGUGGAGGCAAGCAGGCAGGCCACCAGGCCCGACCCAAAUCAGCCGCUGCUUCUGGGCAACCUCAUUGCAGACGUGAAGCGGACGCAGGGGCCCUAUCCGGUAGCGCCCCUCCUGCCGCUGCCGGAGCAUAGGCGGCCAGAUGGGUCGCUCUUCCUAGCGGAUCAAGAUGCGGUACCAGACCGCUCGCCGCCAGUACAGCAGCUCAACUCGUUGAAGUGGCCCAUGCUUCUGGGCAAGGUGGUCACGCCGCUGGAGUUGGGCAUGUGCAAAACCGUUGAGGGCCGGGAGAGCGUGCUGAAUAUGGCCUUGGACUGGCUCAAGGAGGGGAAGUUGGUGUAUGGUUCAACCUCGUUGGGCCAAAGAUGUGACGAACACGCUGACUUGUUUUGGAAGCUGGAGUUCCCCCAUCCCAUCAUGGUGUCGCCUGGGCCAUGGCUGGAAAGGCCUCAGGAACAGCCUGACGGAUGGCGCCUGGCUCUGUUUGUCGACAAUAGAGACUUCUGGAGUGCUGCCAUGGCGAAGUUUCCGGGUUUAAGCCCCAACCGUGAAAUUCGGCUGGCCACCACCGUGGUGGGGUGCAACGUGCAGAGGCUGGUGAAUUUCUACCUGCUACGAAAAUACCCCCUUGAACUUAACAGGGCACAGAGCUCGUCUGUUAUCCCGGUUAACAUCAGGAUCCUAGGCCCUGGGCUGGACCCUGAAAAGGGUGUCAUGCUCCGGGUCGACGUGCCGGAGUCUGAUCUGGGUCGGGAGCUGGAGGGCACUGCCGCGCGCCCCGGGAUUGCCACCACGAAGGCGGCAGCUCAGGAGGGUUUCGGGUCCGCGCACGACGCGGAUUCCGACGGAAGCAGUGGCGACGGAGACGCUCGCGAAGGGCCCAGUGACAGCGACCAAGAGAGCGAUGUGGAAGACGGCGCCGCUGCUGCGGGUUCUAAGCGCAAGCGCCCCCUCCGCGGCUCCGGCGGCGGCAAUGGUGCUGAUGGGGCAGGUAUGGCGAGAGGCGCCAGCAGGAAGAAGGGGAGCCGCGGGUCCACGCGCGGCGCGGAGCCGAAGCGGCCGAGCAGGGCAGCCAAGGAGCGAGGCGCAGGGCGAGCGGCGGCGGCGGGUGAAGUUGAGGGUUCCAUGGACAGUCAGAGGCCUCGCAAACGUGUUCGGCGGCUGGCCGAAACGUCUGGGGCAGGCUGCCUGGGCGGUGCGCUCCCCGCGCCCGCGAUGAUAGUCGGUGCUGGGAGUAGCAUGGGAAUGGCUGGGGGCUCCGCGACAGGCGGACAGCAACCCAAUCGCAGCGGCGAGGCACCAGCGGCGAUGGCAGACGGCACCUUCCGGCUUUCACUAGAGUUCUACAUCACGGAGGAGACGCUGAAGGCCACAACGCCGCCUACCAACUGGAGCCCGGUGGACAUUCAACAUGGCAAAUGCACCGGCCGGGGCAACAAGUACAACCGCGAUGGCGCUGAGCACCUGGCCAACAUCAUCCAUGUGUUAUUGGAGCACGGCACCGGACUGUACGUUGGGCCCGACUGUGACGGGGUCAUCAACACCAUGGACGUGUUACAGCAGGCGGCGCAGAGAGCCUCGAAGGCGGGCGGCGCAGGUAGUGACCGCUGCAGUCUGAACCGCGGCGGGAGUGUUGACGGCAGUACGGCUGGGGCGGCUGGGGCCCCAGGUUCUGGAGCCAACGCCGCCAAGCACGUCAUCAACGAUGAGGGCAGCAACGGGCCGGCUGAUGAGCUCCGGGACCUUGACGCUCUAUUGGACAGCAUUCAGCCGCCUAACGACCUGCCGCAGGCGGCGGUGCCGCCGCCCGUGGUGGCCCGUCCCAAGCCCUUCCAGCUGCAGGGCCUGGAGUGGAUGAUGCGCCGGGAACAGCGGGGCGAUGCUUUGGGCCGGUCGCUGCUGCUUCUCCACCCCGCCUGGGCGCAGGUAGUCCUCGGCAGCACGGGCCUGGUGCUUCAAGUGCAUCGCCUGUCACCAUGGUUCAUAACUGCAGAUUUCUUCCCGGCGCCAGUCGGCGGAACCUGCGGCGGUUUCCUUUGUGACGAAAUGGGCCUGGGCAAGUCGGUACAGACCCUCAUGCUGAUCGUAUCCAAUCCGUCGCCGCCGGGCUGGGCCGCUAAGCCGGUGCCCCUCGCUUCAGGGAAUGGCAGCGGUGCCGGCAGCAGCAGGUGUAAUGCGGUGGUUCCCAUGACGGCUCUGGCAGACACGGGCGACAACGAGCCCAUCCCUAUUCCGACCACCUUGCUUGUAACGCCGUUAAACCUGCAGAGACAAUGGGUAGAGGAGAUUGAACGACAUCUACGGCCCGGAUCACUCAAAUGGGCAAUCUACCACGGCCGCGGGGACAGUCACCGCCCCCAUUCCCUGGAGUCCGACCCCCCCUUGGGUACCAGCGCUGAAUCUGGGGAGGAUGGGAAGCGGGCUGGCGCCCGCCCUUCGCGGAGGACGCGGCAACUGGCGGCGGCAACUGAUCCCGGCAAAACCCUUUCUGGGCGCUUGCUGCCGCCGGCCAUGGCGUACGACGGCAAUGGCAACAAGGUGCCCGUCCAUGGUUGCGAUGUCGUACUGGUGUCGUACGAGGUACUCCGCAAGGAACUGACGGCCGUGGGCGAUAAGACCAGUCAGUCACUGCCACGGUUGGGCUUUUGGCGGAUUGUACUGGACGAGGCACAGCUUGUGGCGAACAGCAACUGCGUCGCGGCCGAGGUGGCCAGCUCGCUGUACCGUCGCCACGCUUGGGUUGUGACAGGCACUCCCAUCAGCAGCUGCUUCAACGAGGUGAAGGGUCUGUGCCAAUUCCUGUCGUACGAACCCUUCUACCACAGCGUCCUUUGGCGAAAGCUCAUCGAGGAGCCCCUCACCCAGCGCGGCUUGGUGGGCCUUACGGCCAUCCGCGCUCUGCUUCGUGGAGUGAUGCUACGGCGCAGCAAGGCGGCAGUGGCGGACCAGUUGGCCCUGCCGCCGUGUGUGCGGGAGGACCUGACGGUGGAGCUGAGUGGCGUGGAGAGGGCAUUUUACGACGUGCUCAAGGCCCGCUUCAAUACCUCGUUGGCAGCGAUGAGGUCUGCGGGCUCAGCAGCCAACACGGCGUAUCAGCGCGCGUCGACACAGCUAGUGGAACUCCGGCAGUCUUGCUGCCACCCGCAGAUCGUACGGCGGGAGGCGCAGGCGGGUGGAGGACUCCGCGGCUCUGGUGGCGACGGUGCUGGGGCCGCCGGCAGCAAGGGCCAGGGGAGUAGGCGGAGCAUGCGGCAAAUCAUGUCCAAAAUGGUCACAGACGCGUACACCGCAUAUGACCAGGCCGUCGCGUACCUGUACGGCAGCAGGCUACAGCAAGCGGCUCUGGACGAUUGCAGGAGAGCUGGAGUUGUGACGGACGCCGGCAGCGCAGCCGGCACACAUACGUGUGCACCUGCCGACGGCGGCGGCGAGCGCACCGCGGGCUCCAGUGUCGGCGCUAUGGGUACCGGUGCCGCGGGGGGCCGCCGCAUCCGCAGCGGAUCGGCUCAUGCUGCCGUCGGUGCUGCCGGUCCGACAUCAUCGCCAUCGCUAUCGUCGCUGGAAGACCUGCUCGAGUCGAUUCGCAAGAUGACGAAGCUGGUUUCGGAGCCCGAUAUUCUGCAUCAGGCCAAAAUCCGCGAGCGUGACGGUGCGGUUAAGUGGGAGCGGGCGCACGAGACGGCCGCAUUCGGUGGCGUGCCAGGGGGUCUGGCGGCAGUGGCGCUGCCGCUAGCGACGGAGCAAGCCCGGGAGCGCAAGCGCCGCUGGAUGCGGUUGGAGCUGGACGGGCUUAUGCUAACCUGCUAUGUCGCCUGUCUGUUGGCGCCACGCGGCACACUGCAGCUGCUGGCAGCCCGGGCCAACGCGCGAUUCCUGGCAGAGGCGCAGCGAGCUGCGGAGGCGAAGGCCGAGAGUAUGACGGAUACGGUGAGUUACCGUCAGGCAUUGCUUAUGGAGGCGCAGACAAGUUACGAGGCGGCCAAGACAGAGGCAAAGGAGGCAGCUUCCACCGGGGCUGGAGAGAUGGAGGAGCAGGCGGCGCGGGGACUCGGCAGCGGAGCCUCCGCAGCCGCCGCUGGCGCCGACUUCCUGCUUUAUGACUCUGAUGACGAGGAGGACGGGUCGCAUGGGGGCGACAGUGACAGCGACGAGGGCGACAGACGCCGACGCCAGAGUGGCAAGCGGAGGUAUUCUGGCGGCUUUAGGGACAGGAACAAGUCGGCUCAAAAAAAACGUCGGAUUGCCGCGGUUGACGGUGGUGGAGGCGGUGACAUUAGAACGGUGGACCUGCUGCUCGCACGCGGCGGCACGAGGUAUCAGGAGGCCAUGUUCAGGUCCGAAGCCGCCGUCAGGGCAUUCCAAUCAGUCACCUUGAAGCGCUGGCUGGCCGCGGAGGGUUCUGGUAAGACUCCGGGCCCGGCGGCUGAUGACCCGCGGCACCUGCAGGUGGUGGGGGAGAAGUGGCACGACCUGCAGCACAUGAUCAACGAGUUGAGUCCUUCCAGGGAGGGGCAAGCGGAGCAGGGCAUGGCUGGGGAUUGUGGCAAAUCCGACGCGGCUGCCGUCGCGACUGAAGGUGGCAUCGCUGGUGAUGCCGUUGCCAACGCGGCGGCAGGCCCCUCCGGCGGCUAUGCCGGCGAGUGUCGCACCAUUACAAAAUGCGGUCACACAUUCUGCACGGACUGCAUACAUGACAUCGUGCAGGACACGGGCGCGGCGCCGUGCCCCAUCUGCCGGCGGCAACUCACGCGGGACGACCUCUUUGACAGUGUGCCCGAGGAGGAGGCGGAGGAGGACGAUGCCACGGAUCCGGGGCUUGGGAACGGCGAGUUCGGCGCAAAGGUUUCGGCGCUUCUGGAAGAGUUGGACCGCAUGGCCACGUCUGAUCCCUGCAGCAAGGCCCUGGUGUUCAGCAGCUGGGGCCGACUACUACGGCUUGUGCAGGAGGCGCUGCUGGCGAACAAUGUCCGGUGCGCCAGCAUGGUCGGAGGCAACCCCGCUGCGCGCCAGGCGGCGUUGCAGAGCUUCCUGCACGACCCCACAUGCCGCGUGCUGCUUCUGCUCAAGAGCCAUAGCGGCGGAGCGGCGGGUCUGUCCCUGACGGUGGCGCACACCGCCUUUAUGCUGGAGCCCGCCGUCAACCCGGGACUCGAGGCCCAGGCCGCCGCGCGCAUCUGCCGCCUAGGUCAGGACCGGCCAACGCGUGUCAUACGAAUCAUUGCCAAACAUACAGUGGAGGACAGGGUGCUGGCCAUGCAGCAGUACAAACAGCAGCUAGGGUUUGACUUGGCAGGGAGAGGGUCCGCGGCCGGGGGUGAAGCUGUCACGGAGUCCGUGGACGGCGGCAUGCUACUGCGCUUCUUUGACAAGCUGUAG